Messenger RNA from Verruconis gallopava, 1594 nucleotides. RefSeq lists its product as uncharacterized. The record is from RefSeq and is a predicted model, not a curated record. NCBI's taxonomy places the organism in Eukaryota, Fungi, Ascomycota, Dothideomycetes, Venturiales, Sympoventuriaceae. Gene Ontology annotation, cellular component: nucleoplasm; cytoplasm. Gene Ontology annotation, molecular function: F-box domain binding. Gene Ontology annotation, biological process: negative regulation of SCF-dependent proteasomal ubiquitin-dependent catabolic process; negative regulation of protein binding; regulation of ERK1 and ERK2 cascade. The transcript has 2 exons. Bases 278 to 1315 code for a protein of 345 amino acids.
CCUGAAUUCAAUGUCAUGAACACAAGCUUCUUCCUAUCAUCAAAUGAAUAGUUGCAAUACUUUUUGAGAAAAACACGCUCGGAUUGAGAGGGUCAAAAGAGCAACUUCCGCGUGACAAUCAUGCUGGUUGUCGGAGAAGAUUCUUGACGGAGCCCCAUUCACCGUGCCGCCUUCGAGUGACUUGCACAUCGAAUCAAAGGGCGAUUCACUUCUUGGACAUCUUCAGUUAUAAGAUCCGGAGUUGCAGUUGUUCAUUCACGACACCAAGACAUCCAUCAUGAACGCCAGCCCUCUAAUCCUCACUGAAAGUGCCAUGUCAGAUGAUGCAACGAGGCAUCUGAAGACAGAAGAGUACGUUUUCAGAAUGCCAACCCCGCCACGUAUUGUGAUUCCUCCGUUGGCUAGCUGGAAUCAUACUCAGGUGCCAAUUGACCUGGGAAAUAUUGUUCCGCAUUCAGAUCCUGAGAUCAACAUCGAUUUUCUUACUGGCACCGGCUAUGAUGAAACGUUGUCAGUCGCUCUGAACGGAACAGCAUCAGCUUGGAAGUAUGAGCAUCGACGGCAAGCCCAGGACAUAUUGUCCUUUUUAUGGCUAGGCCCUCUCUGCGCAGCCCGCGACAAAGAGUUCCUUGAGCGGGAAGGCAUUACUUUGUUAUUAGCAAUACAGCAUAAGGGUGGCCUUGGUCCUAAACUUACUAUGGGAGCGAUGCGAGUGGCUGACGAGCUUGGUAUUGCAAAGGCGAAACUGGAAGUUGGCAGCAACCAAGACCUGAUUGCUUUGUUUCCAGCAGCAACACGCAUCAUCAACUCUCACCUGCGCGACAUGUACAAUAAGGCAAUGCUCAACCCCCACGGAUGGACCCGGCCAGGCAAAGUUCUCAUAUUCUGUGAGAGUGGAAAUGAGAAAUCGGCCGCGGUUGCUGCUGCGUACUUGAUGGACAACUUCGAAGGCGUCGACUUUCUCAAAGCAUGUCAAAUCUGCAAUGCUCGUCGCUUUUGUUGUUCAUUUGACGACAGUAUCAAACACUACCUUAAGUCUUACAACGAUAUCCUCCAAGCACGACGUUCAGUCGCAGCUGCAUCUUCUCCGCAACAGAAUCCGGAUUCACUCAGUGGCCACGCAACAAAUCCGCUUCUUAGUGCACCAACAUUGCACGCACCACAGCCCCAAUGGAUUACAGCAGCACCAUCCCUGAGAAGCGGGAACGCAAAGAGAGCUCGCGAGCGUGAUGAUGAUGACAUGAUGGACAUGGAAGAAAUUGCAAUUGAUGACGCCGCUCGAUUUGAAGGCCGUUCAUAUGCGCCUUUCAAGUGAGAGUGAUGGUGAAGUGUGUCAAUCUCAUGAGUGUGCGGAGGCAUCUAAGUUUCCGCCACUCUGCUCUAGCAGGUUAUAAAAACAUGCCGGGCGAGGUUCAUGGGACUUAAAGGGCUUAUUCUCUUGUAAGAGAAUGGGAACGAAUUUUCCCAACUAGCACAUGGUGCUUCCCCCGGACCUUAUUUGAGAGCACGUGAAUCGGACAAAAAACGAGUGAGAUGACUCCAAAGAAAUGGACAAGUUAACGCCAGACGUGAAUAUAAAUCUCAAAAUCUUCGC